UGAACACUCUCGAAAACUCGAUCGUCACGAGUGCUUGAAUAUGUUUGAAUGAACAUGCCUCAAAACUCCUGUCUUGAACUUUCUGCAGGAGUUAGCAUAAGAGGAACUAAUGUCGCCGUUUUCCUGACCCACUUAAAAAACCGCAAGGAAUUUUUUUGUUCUGAGAUAAUCUUGUAUUUCCUUUCGCUGUAACGCCAUCGUCCUUUCCUCACGCGAAGGGCACCUGAUAGGCAAAUUGAUUCGCUCGUUGCUAAUUUAAUAGCCCCCCAUAGCGGACAGAAUUGGAAUCACUUGGACAAGACUUUUGCUGAACAUGUCAUCCAAGCAUGUGAUUGUACACACGAGCAGUUCAGGUUGACAAAGAAAGAGAGCCGUUGUUCGGACGACAACAACCAGUUGUAUGCUUGAAUUAACACACUACUGAUUCAAUAUGGGUUAUUUUGGAACUGCACGGAUGUCUUUGAUCCUCUCAGCUUGUUAACGACGUUUUAUUUGGAUUUGUUACUAGCUAUUUUAUUUCAAUUUACUUCGAACGUCAAAUCGAAGGCGCCGAUAUACGUUGCUCUACAAUGGCUUCAUUGAAAGUAGCCGUUCGUGCUCGUCCGUUAAACAACAGGUGAAUUCGUUUGUUAAGUGUGCUUUUUGCAUCGUUGCUUUCAAAAUUUCUGUAGGUUUGUGGAAAAAUGAAACGUUGUGUAGCUAAUCUCCCUUUUUUUGUUCAUCAUGCAGGGAAUUAGAGCUCGGUUCUAAAUGUAUUAUUCAGAUGGAGGGUCAGAAAACAACAAUUUUCAACACUAAGGUAAGGUUGUUGACGGCGUACGUAUAAAUUAUUACUAAAGCUUAUUUAGGGAAGUACACAUUUGUGUCGAAAGUGAAAUAAGCUGAAGUCAUUAGCGCUAUCCCCAAAAAUUCCGUGUCAUGUGCUGACGUGAUUUUAUAUUUACGUGCAUUUCGUAUAUCCUAUUCGCGAAAUCUGCUUGGUUAAGAUCUUUACUUUCUAUUUUAAGUAGUCUACAUACUGCUGUCGAGCUUGUGUAAACAUUUCUUCUGUCUUCUAAAAUACCCCUAAUCCCGAGAUUUAUUCGACUUUCUUUUAAUUGGAGUGUUUUAUCCGUAUAAAGGCAAACGUGGAUUUGAAGUUCUUUCGGUGUGGUUCAGAAUUUUCCAUGAAUGAGAAUGCUUCCAUAAUACAUACUAAGCUAAAAUAAAGUACCUCUUUCUGGCGUGAUAAUCCCCCAAGUAUCCUGUUUCAAAUUUGUCUAUUUACGAUCUAUUUAGAAGGCGGACGUCAGUACUAUAACGAGAUAAAAAGCAAUUUUAUUCGUAUUUUCAUUUGCAAAAACUUCAAACGUUCCAAAGUUUCUUCUGUCAGUCGACUGCAUAUCUUUGCAACUGUUUCGCUUCGAUUUUCAUUUCCCAUGUCAUUCAUUGACGUGUGAAGUAUUCAAAAGGCCCAGUAAUAGAAAUAAUAAUAGACGAAUAUUAAGGUAGAGUUUGUGAAUUGCUGCAAGAAAAAGCUUGCUUUAUAUUAUCAUUUUCGUCUCUAAUGUUCAUUAUAGUUACACUAGCGUUAUAGUUAUGUUUCUUCCUUGCCCUGCACUCAAAAUAAAUUGCUCUUUUACUCGCUUUGAAAAUCAUUGUUCUGUGGUGCAUUUGAAAAAAAAAAAGAAAACACGUACGUUGUACCACUCACGAGAUUGUCGAAGUUGUUAAUAUAAGCUUAAAUUGCACUGGAUUGUUUGUUUUACGAAAGAUAUUUAAAAAAUAUAUGCCACAACCUGCCACCUUGUUAAUUACUUCAGCUUCUUAAAGGACAAAGUUCGAUUGCUUGCGGUCAACCAUGUGAACUUGUGAAUGUAAUGCUAUAACCAUAACAAAAUUCUAUACGUUGUUGUUCUUGCUAAAAAGUUUACUUGUUAGCAGCGAAGUGCUAAUGUUGUACUUUGUUGUACGUGUUGCUAAUUUUCGUCGACACUGUUGAUUCGGAAAAAGUCACAGCGUGAUCAAUAUUUUACUUGCUGUGACUUGAUGUUACGUAGCUCUGUAUAAUUUUUUGUUUAUAUGUUCAUUCGUUUAUUACAAUUUUGAACUAUUCCGACAGCCACUAUAGUGCAUCUAAUUCCAGUUAAAAAAAUAAAAAAUUCUUUGAUUUUGUGGCGUUUAUAAAAGUUAAGGUUUCUUGGAAGCUUAGCAAUAAAUUAUGUGAAACAAGCUGAGAGGUCUUAACCAAAAAAUGUGUACUAAACAAAUGUACUCAUGAAAAAAUUUAAACAAGUUUACCAUGGAAAUUUUGACAAAAUACCGUUUAUAAGUUAUAAACUAAUUUCAUGAUAUUAUUAUUGUCAUUGAUGCAUUUUAUGAUAAUAUUGUUUUUCGUAUGAUGAAGCAUUAAUUUAUUAAGUCUUCUAGACAGUCCCAACAUCUGAAUGUCAUUUUGAUAGGCAAUUAGCUGGUGCGGUAACUCGAAUCAUGGAUUUUUUUAAGUAAUUCUGCAUUUGCAAAAUGUCUGAAUCCAUGAUCGUAACGGAACUCGCACUGGUGUCAGUCUAAUAUAAUUAUUUGUAUUGAAAGGUCGGUUAAAUAUGUGUGAGAGAAAGCAUCUAUUGUUGGGGAACAUUGUAGAAAUAACUAAAAUGAGGGCCUGUUGUUUGUUUCCACGGCACAUGAUAUUGUGUGUGACAGAUAUCAACUUAGACAUACUUUUGAUGCAAAGAACCUUCCAAAAACACUUAAGGUGCUAUAUUGCACUUGAUUCUGUGAUCAUAAUAUUGAGAAGGAUGCUUUUUUUGUGGUGAGCAGAAACGAACCAUGUUAAUUUCCAGUUUCCUAAAUUAUUUCUUUGUGAUGAGUAUCCCUUUGAUUAUAAACAAAGCAAGUUCCAUCUUAUAAUUAUUAUGUCAAGAAGAAAUUCUUGUUACAAUAAUUGUGUGAAGUGGGUAUUUCUUAUAAUAUGAAGACCCUGUGUGUGCGUGGAAUAAAAUGAUGUAAACUUGACCUAGUGUACAUAAUUAUUAUGAGUCACCAGUUCCACAUUGUAACAUAUUUUCUGACCAUUAUUACCCUAUGAUUAAAGUUCAGCUGAGUGAAAUAAAAUUCAGUCCAAAUUGAAUUGAUCCUUCUGUUGAUCAUGCAUUCUCCACUGCAUGUUCAAAUACAUUUAAUUUUAUAAAUUAAUAAAGUGAAAUUUUGUUAUUAUAUUAAGAUGAAAAAAUCUCAGGGUAACCAGUCCAACAUUCAGUAGUUGAACCUAACUGAACUUGACAGCCACUGGAUUGAUAUUGCUGUUGAGUUCGUCGAUAGACCAUUUUACAGUUGUGGGCGUAGUAUCCUAGCCUUUGAGUGAACGUGAUGCUUAAGUUGAUCUUGUUUUGAUACAAACCUCUUUCUUUUCUUAUCGAAAUUAUGCUUAAAAAUACUAGUUGGCAUAAGAACAACAUGAUUUUUGAAUAAAGCAGGAAGGGUUGUAUCAAAACAAGGUCAACUCCAGCUUCUUUUUCAGCUGUACAGGAAACUCAUCAACACAUAAAUGCCAGUUAAUUGUUCAAUAUUUAGGGUAAAAACCCACAACUAGGAACCUGCAUUUUCCCAAGUUAGCCUAAACAGGUUCUUAGAUAAAUGGUAAUAAGCUCAAAUUUAGGUUCUUAUUUUCUGCUUUUUUUAGCUAACAGUACUUUAUUAGUGUUCUUCAGCUUAUUCCUUAUAAAAAAUAUGCUAGUACAUAUGCAGUUGGAGUGAUAAGGCACCUAUGUCUCCAAAGAGGAACCUGUUUCAAAUUUUAGGCUAAACCGGUUCUUCUAUAGAGGGGGCCUAACUGACAAAUUGUAGCCAAACGGGUUCUUAAAAACCAGGUUCUUAGUCGUGGGUUUUUAUUGUAUUUAACCUAAUGAUUGGUCAAUUGAGCAACCAAACUUCUGAUAAUUUACUAAAUGAUACAAACCACUUUUAAGAACUAUUACUCGUAUACUAGUAUAUCACAAAUGUUGUGAUAUACUAUAUCCUUCGAUGACUUUACAAGAAGCAUUUGAGUUUUGCUGGAGCUCGUUCCCAGCAGAAUACAAAACUUUACCAUAAUCGCCCAGGAGAAACUUAAAAUCGAACCCCCGGCCCAUGACUACCAGGUUUAUGUAAACAUUGAUCUACAUCACCUGAGUAUGGAAUUCUGUUGCUAAGGUGCAGAUCUCCCUCCCUGUGAAAUGCCCUAUAAAAGUGGCAAAGAGUGCUGAGAGACAGCUGUUUUUGCAGGCUAGCACUCCCUAACCUUUGGUUAUUAUGUACUAGUUUAUGCAUUUAUGUAUCUUUUUUUAUCUGCAGCUGUAUGGAGAGGCUGGAAUGGAGGGUGACAAAGGGCGCGAUUAUAAGAAAGAGUUCUUCUUUGAUUACUCAUACUGGUCAGCAGAUCCAAAAGAUGGACACUUCAUCAAACAGGAACAGGUAAAGAAGCCAUUGUUUGGUUUGGCUUUGUUUUUGAUCGCGACUUUUCAACCAACUACUGAUGGUCCACUCCCCAUCAGGUGAUGUUGUUAUAUUUGUAUAAUUCAGAAUAAGGAUGGUGUUUGGUGAAAUGUGCAUCCACCUUCAGGGCUGUGCUCUAGCAGAGCCCAGUGGCCCCUGGCGCCUAACUUUUGCCCUCGGGCUACUAGAAAAUCUCAGAUUUUUCAUACAAAUCAUAUGCUGGGCACCCUAGAUUUUACAGUUUCAGAGCACUGGGCUCCCUUAUAUUUUCCUUAGAGCACAGCCUCGACCUUUAUCCUUCAGCUAAACAGGGCUGGGGGUGCCUAUAUCUGAAGGUGGGAUCUUAUCUGGGCAAUCACAGCGCCAUAUUUCUUGAAUAAUAGCUGUCCCUCAAUCAAAGGAUAGGAUAAGGAUAGGAUAAGGAUAGGAUAAGUGCUCUAUUAUCAACAGAGCGCCUACAGACACAUGUGUUUACAACGAUAACAAAGAUUUUAGUGCAAAUGCCUCCGUCAAACAUUGUACCCCCCCCCCCACCCCUCUUGCCAUCUCCUCUUUUUUUAUCCCCUCCCAGUCAAGUUGAAGUGUAGAUAAUGAUCCAGCAAAACUGAUCAGUGACGAUUCAAGCUCUGAAGAUUAAUCAAGGAACCAUAUUUAUUUCGGAACACUUAAAAAGCCCAUAAUAUGUUCAGUUUAUUUGAUGUGAUAAUUUUUUGAUUUAAUGAGAUAAUAAAACAAAAUAUUUUGGGAACAACUUCCAGUGAGCAAUAUUUGAAAUAAUCGUCUCCCUUGAAUAAUCGCCCCCUUUUGGUGUGAAAAAAAUAAUAAUAAUAAUCCCUGGUUAUCAUUCGAGGAAAUACAGACAGGUAUAAACUUAGUUUUGGUUUUCUGUAUUACAGUUUACUCAAUAUUUGAACUGAGCUGGCUGAGUUAAUUUUUGAUGAACUUCGAGGAGUUUGAUAAUUAAAUUGUUGGUUGAAUUUUUUUAUAUAUUACUUCUAAAACAAAAUGAGUUUAGAAGGAGAAAUUAAGGAUGCGAAAAUAAGCAGUUUUUCAUAUAAUUUCCGAACACUCUUUUUGUUUGCACUAAUCAUUACUUGAUGUCGAAUGAAGAACUCAUUGAAAGCAGGCCAGUAUUUUUAAUAUUUUAAGCAAUCAUGAUUUUCUUUCUAACCUUGGUUAAUAUUCGAACUAUUUUGAGCUUGUGUCAUGACAACCAAAAUAAUCUUUAGUGAAUUAUUUCUGACAGUUUAUUCUAAUCAAUUUGAACUUCAAACUGCACGGCAUCAUGAUGACACUGAAAGGUCUGCAUAGUUAAUUAUACCAGGCCUGUCAUAAAUUGGAGGGCAGAGAAAUUUGAACAACCAGGGGGUCCUAGUUUGGUUCUAUUUUUGUUUUGUUUUUCUGGUUGGGGUUUAUGCUUAUAGUGACCAAGGGAAAUUUCCUGUCUGAUCCAGCUUUUUGUGACAAUCCUGUGUACAAAUAUUAAUUUUGUCAUAACUAUCAGGGUUUUCCUUAAGAAUUCUUGUAGCAGGAGAAAGAUGUAAUAUGUUACUGGAGAAUAUUUUGAAAGCAGCUCCACAGCUGAAUAAAAAACCGUCCUAGGCUACCGAACAUUAGCCAGAGAAUUCCGUGUAAAAAAACAAAAAUGGAGAAUUCUAAUAAAUAAAUAAAUAAAUAAUAAAUAAUAGGCUUUAUUUAAAGAGGGUAAAACACUUAACAGUAGUCCUAAGACACUGAUGACUCUGUGGCCCGCAAUACAAAUUAAAAAUAUAGAUUCUACAACUAAAAACUAUAAAAUAUACCAUUUUCAAAGAUAAUUUAGGAUAAAAUAUAAUAGAUAAUUUCUAAAAAGACAUUAUGACUAAGAUAGAUAAAUGCAACAUAUAAUGUAUCUGUGAUCUCCUAUGCCUAAUGACCCCCCUAAACUAUUCUACAAUAUUUUGCAGGUCUUUAAUGAUCUUGGGCAGGGAGUAUUAGAUUCAGCAUUUGAAGGAUAUAAUGCCUGUUUAUUUGCUUAUGGCCAGACAAGUGCUGGGAAAACAUACACAAUGAUGGGAACCAGUGUAAGUACAAACUCUUUCCUUCAUACUUUGAUGCCUGUUGGACAAAACACUGAUGCCCAGUCCAUGGAUUGGCUCAAUGUACUAUACCCAUAAAGACAAAUAUACCUUUUGAAUAGACUUGAAUGGAAGGUACAUGUACAUUAAGUUACUAGCAGCGAAUUUAGUCAAAAGGUAGUCUAUAUGGGUAGUCGAUCGGAACUGGGGGUCAGUAUUUUGUCUUUCGCCUAUUCUGACUGUCAUUUGAGUACCAACUGCUUAGUUGUUAGAAAUUUCAAGUGUUCCAUGGCAGUUUAACUUUGUAACAUUUCUAAUUCUGCCUUGAUCAUCAGUUAGAUCUCCAUUUCAAUUAGCGUGCACAGCAAGCUUCAAAGAACGCCAAGCGAGCGGUCCACUCCUUGUACACACUUGUACAUCCUUUCGCGUGCAGCUCUGGCAUGACUUCUCACAGCUCCCCCAAAAGGAGAGUUUGCUUGCAGGCUUGUCUAAUUUCCCUUCCCCGCCACAUAUGUCAGUAUUUAAUGACACACUUUAUUCACUUUCAGGAGGAGAUUGGACUUAUUCCAAGAAUAUGUAAGGUACUGUCAUGAUCACUUCAUUUUUGUUUUUUAACUGCAGCUAAUAAAAAUCCCAAGUCUUUUAGAAGCAAAAUUAUUUCAGCAGACUUACCAUUGUCAUGUUAUCCAGUCCAGCCUUCUCAACAUAGCAAUUUGUACGUCUUUUUUAUUUUCAGGGGUUGUUCCGGUACAUUGAUCAGAACACAUCACUGAACUCUUCAUUCAGGACUGAAGUCAGGUAAUUUAGAUUACUUUAAAUCCUCUGUUAAGUGCCCCCUCUCAAAUAAACCCCCUCCCUCUAAUAACCCCCCCCCCUUUUCAGGGGAAGAAAGUUAAAAAGCCCCCCCCCCUCCGCUCUCCUAAUUAUUCUUCACUAAUAAAUGAUAGACUGUAUUAAUCAAUCACUACUGUAUAACUUUGUGUGGACUGAUUAGGGAUGGUUUACUUUACCAACUGGAAGUUUGGAUUUGAUUCUGAUCCUCAGCUGCAUGACCUAAAACUUCUAAUUCUUGUACUUGAGCUUUUCCACUUUGUAUUCUAGUUCUUUAUGGAGAACUGAUACCAUCGUCGUUUGUAAAUUAAAUAAGCUCCACGUCUCUAUUGAGCCCCCCCUCCCAUCCCCCUCAAAUGGGUUUGAAAUAAAUGAGCCCCUCGGUGGGCUUAAUAUUGACAGUAGGCAAGUUUGAUUUUUGAUCCUGUCACCUGAAUGUGUAAAUAGUUUUUAGUACAGAGAAAAAAUUAAAUACCUAAGCAUCAUGAGAAAGUACAUUUACUGUUCAGGUUUCAUAUGAGAAAGUUUCAAAUUUUUAUGGUGAUGGUACAUGGAACAAUUUGCAAUAGCAGUUUUUAGGGCAAAAACAUUGUUGUGGCAUUGUUUUGAAUGGUUGCAACAUUUUUCCGACAUUGUUGUGCCAUAAAUUGCCAUUGCAAAUUGUACUGUAUAACAUAACUUUUAAAAAUCAUUUCACCAUAAUUUCAACAUAGACUCAAAAGUUCUCAAGAGCUUCCUGUAGAAAUUAUCUCCAUGUCCAUCAGUUUGGCUUUAUUUAGCCAGUUCAUGACAUAUAUGAUAUUACUUGUCUGCUCUACCUGUUUUUUUUUUUUUUUCAUUUAAUAAUCAAAAGACAUAUGAGAAGUCGAUCUCUUGAGCUCUACUGAAUUACUAGCUUUUCACCUAAGAAAAUGUCUACCUUCUUUAUCAAAUAAGCAUUAGAUUCAUAGACCCAAAAACCAAAGCUACAUAGGAAUUGAAACUGUAAAGAAAUUUAGGCAAGACAAGAAAAAUUGGGUAAAUUUUUGUUCUACUCUAUCUAGCUACUUGGAAAUUUACAAUGAGCAUGUGCGUGACCUGUUGAGGCCACAGAAACUUAAGAAGCUUCCUCAGCAAAACUUAAAAGUUCGUGAACAUCCAAAAGAGGGUCCAUAUGUCGAAGGUAGGUAACAAUAUUUAAAAGUUAUGCAUUUGAAAUCCGCAUGUGGUAAAGGCAGUUUUGUUUUCUGGUGGAAAAUCCAUUUUCUUAGGUUGUGUUUAAAAUGUGUGGUUUUUUAUUGUUGCAGGAUUAACAAAGCAGCAUGUGUCUGAUUUAGACUCAAUUGAAGUUCUUAUUGAACAGGGAAACAAGCUCAGGUUUGUACGGCCAUGGUGCUUGCCGAUAUUUCUUGUCUAAGUGCAUAAGUUAAGUUCUUUCACAUUUUUAACAAGCUUUCAGCUCACCUAGAAGCCACAUGGAUAAAUAAAUAGAUGAUUAUUCAAUGUUCCAUUGUUAAAUACCAGCCAGGUAGUUAGACCUAGUGACUGUUCCUAAGCUACUUAGGGAGAAGAAAUUAACCCUUUAAGUCCCAAUAGUGACCAACAGCAAUUUUCUCCUAACGAUAUCCAUACUUUAUCAAGAGAUGAGGUUAUGAGAAUUAAUAAAAUGAUCACCUAAAAGAAAAUACUUUGAUCUUUUAUCAAAUUCUCUUAACUAAUUCUUAAAGGAAAUGUAUAGAGAUCAGUUUGGAGAAUUUGUAUGUGGAUAUUGGGGCUUAAAGGGUUAAUGCUUUGUAAUAUAUACACAGGGAAAAAACAAGCAAUUACAUAUAAGCAAAGAGACAAAUGAAAAUGUUCACACAAUGCAUCUUGUUUGAGUCUCAAAUAUAUGGGAUAUGUUUGAAUUUAACUAUGAUGUUUUCUGUUUUCAGAGCAACUGCCUCAACGAGGAUGAAUAACGCAAGCAGUCGUUCCCAUGCCAUUUUUACAAUAAAAUUCACACAGGUAAGAAUUGCCUUUAAUGAAACUUACAGAAUAUUUAAGAUGUAAAUUAAAGCUGAAUUGCCUGGGGGGUGGGGUAGUUUAGGAAUUUUGGGGUGGAAAUGUGCUGCUGGGACCCUGGAACCCUUUGCCUAUUCCAGAACUAUUUCAGCUGAAUUUCGCUACCCAAUACUAGACUAAACUACCCAAAUCCCCCCACCCACCCCAUCCUACAGUAGCCUAUAGGCUAAGUUGUGUAAAUUUGAUUUUUUUUAUAUUUUUGACUGGCAAUUCCUGGUUUCCCUUGUCUAGACUAAAAUCUUCAACUAAUUGAUCAGUUUCCCUGAAAAUGAUACCCUAUUCUAGACCCACGCAAACUCUCUGAUUUAUAUACGCUAUGAACUGAACUGCAGUAUAACCUUAGCCUGUUUACAGGCAUUCAGUUGGUGGAGAGUGAUGCGAACUGGAGAGUGUUCGAUAAAAAAGAAGGAAUUGAAAGAAUGCUACCCCCAUUCCCUGUGCUGUGUUUUCUUUUUUUGAAUUCCUGGUUCAGUCUUGUAUAACCUCCAUCAAGGUGACAGUAAAACAAAUCAAGAUGAAAAGUUUUUGAAUAAGAAGUGGCACGCACUUAUUUUUCCACCAUGUAUAACUCCAAGGUAGUCCAAGGAAACGGUAGAAGGAGUUUUUAUGGGUGAUGUAUUGAGGGCAUUUUAAUUUUAAUUAGUCAAGUUUUCUGUUAUACAACUUGUUUAUACUAAAUCAUGGUAUUUUUAGGCCAAGUUGAUAGGAGACAUGCCAAGUGAAACCAUCAGCAAGAUCCAUCUGGUUGAUUUGGCCGGCAGGUUGGUAUAUUACACUGCAUUUAAUCCAGUCGCAUGUAGAAUAUGCAGAGAAAUAGUGGUUUAGUCCUGUUUCUAAAAUUUAGUUUUUAUGCAGUAAACUCACUUGGUAGAUGGAUAGGGGUUUCAUAGUCCCAGUGGUAAUUGGAGGAGAAGAUGCUGCAAUGUACUGCAAUUCCGCGUAGUCUGUAUUGCUCGUCUGAGACACACAUGGUGCCCCAACUUGAGUGACUUGGGCCUCCAGAUAGCCACGACAGCGUGCCAACUAGGUCCAGGUGGUACAAGGUCAUGUGACCACCACGGCGUUGAUGGACAAGUGUAGGGUGGUAGUGUUUGCAGUUGAGAAUAGUAGCAACUCUAGUCGCUUGUAUACUACGGUAGCUGGGGAAUCCUAGUGUUUUUUUUUUUUUUUUUUGCUUUUCUGUGACAUAUAUUUUCUUUUUCGUAGCGAGCGCGCAAGCGCAAGUGGGGCCGUCGGUGACAGGUUGAAGGAAGGCGCCAACAUCAACAAGUCUCUUGUUACUUUAGGAAUUGUCAUAUCCACUCUUGGUGAAUACAAAAUUUCCUUUUUUAUUACGCCUCUAAAUCUUAUUUAAGCUUUUCAUACAGUUACUACAAAAGCGAUUUUAUCCGGCGUGUAAGCUCUCAUCUUCAUUUAGGGGAUAUCUAGCAUGGGAGCAUGCCCUCUCCCUAUUAUCUGUUUAUACCUCUUGCCGAAGGAGACCAAAAAACGCCUGAUCGCAGUUUAGGGGAUGUCGUGAGAAGCCACGCGCGAGCGCGAGUUCUCGAGAGCUAGGGGCAAGAUUAGAAAGGAGCUCCUCGCGGCUUAGUCUCCCUCGCAGCCGUUUUUUGGACGUCACGCAACGCUCCCCCAAAAGAGGGGGGAGACUACUCGCGGCUUCACCGCUUGCUCGAGCGUUCUCCCGCAGCUCGCUUCCCUCGCCACUCGGAACGGAAAAUUUUUUCGUAGGCUACGUGUUGGCACAAGAUGACCUCCCUCUCGCGUCCGUUUUUGUUCUCGAGCGUCCUUUUUGUUGCCCCUUCAAACGUCUGUCACACAGGAUAUACAUGUAGUAUUUAUUUUUCUUUUAGCUGAGAACUCCAUUAAUUCUUCCACGAUAUCCAAGCGCCCAUCUUUUCGGAAAAAGCUAUUCGUGCCAUACAGGGACUCCGUGUUGACAUUUCUACUCAAGGACAGCCUCGGAGGGAACUCAAAAACCGUCAUGAUUGCAGGUCAGCAUAUUGGAAUAAGUUCCUUUUGAUAAGCGAUGACUGAAGAAAAGUGCGCAACCUCGCUUUUGUCUUAACAGUCCUGUCCAUUUUGUUUGUUACAGUCAACUCCUCUUAUAGCGGACACUUUCGGGACCUCGAGUUAGUGUCCUCAUUAGCAAGACUCCGUAAUAGGGGGAGUUUAUUUCAGUCAAAUGUCUGUAAUUUAUUUUGGCCAAGGAUGUAGCUGCUGUCCGCAUUAUCGGGGUGUCCGUAAGGCGAUAGUUGACUGUGUUGCAAAUACAGUCAACUCUGGCCUUGCGGACACCCCGAUAUAACAGACAGCUCGAUAAUACGGACAUCAGCUACAUCCCAGGCAAAAAUAAAUUACAGACGUUUGACUGAAAUAAACUCUCGCUAUUACGGACUCUCGCUAACGUGGACAUUAACUCGAGGUCCUAAAGUGUCCGCUAUGAUGAGAGUUGACUGUAACUCUCCGGCUUACUCGCUACGGAACUGAACGUUUUAGUUUCGCGAAGAAACUACUUGUAAAGACGAAAUCACAGGUUUCCAAAUUUCCAGUUUCCAAAUCGUAAAAAUUUUAGUGUUCUAAACAGCAGGGACGAGCUCUCAAAAAACUGGUAGGUUAUCAAGUUUUGGGGAGCGCCAUUUGCAAUCAAUUUUUGUCUUCAAUUUUGUCCACCCUUGCCCUGUUUUGAAUUUGCUGUUUAAUUCAAAGCUCUCUCCAAUGUUUUAACUGGUUAUUUUUAUGGUUUUGCUCAAUUUGGCAGGCAGUUCCGACAUUCUGAAUUUGGCUUAAUUUCGUGACACAGCUCCAAUAAUAUUUUUCUCCCUUUUUCUCAGCGAUUUCUCCAGCUGAAUGCAACUAUGGAGAAACGCUCAGCACACUGCGAUAUGCUCACCGAGCGAAGAGUAUUAUUAACACACCAACAAUCAAUGAGGUAAAGUCAAGGAACAAAUUAGUAAUUGUAAUAGGACUGAGUGGAGUACAAUUAUUCAGGGAGUCAUUACUCGCCCGAUUACCCCUGAAUUGUACGACACGACUAAGUCCUAUUACCAACUAAUUGUGUCAAUAAAACAAUACGAGAAUCUCAGUCUUGACAUAUUUAUUAAUGUACCUAAAUAAAAGUCACUGGACCAGUUAAUUUCAUCCAUUUUUCUUUUCAGUUGAACCUGAACAGCUUACCUGGUCACUAUUUAUUCAUUGAUUUUGAUUGGUUAUCAUGUGCUAUGACGUUAAAUUUCAUUGGCCAGUGGCAUUUGUUACUUGAUUUUCAUUGGUUCUUUAACUGUCCGAUUUGGCCUGUCCAAUUACAAGCUCCUGGACAGUUUUGGAGUUACAAUAGCAAAAUUAAGCUAUAAAUAUGGGCUGUUAAGAACCAAUCAAAAUCAAGCAUUUUGUUAUCGACACAAUUAAACAACAAAUUAUCGGGUAAAAAUUCGUGCCUUUAGGUGUUCCGUUCACACGGAAACCCUGCGAUGGACUAGCAUCCCAUCCAGGGGGGAGUAGCAAUACUGCCCCACAUGUGUCAUGCUAAGGAAACCGGGAUAAGCUCCGGCCUCUUAUUUCACACGAAACCACCUUAACCGUACGAAAAUUUAGGCGCCUGGCCGUUCAAAAAUUUGAAAGCCAAAAUCAAGGUCAAAUUUUUAGCCGAUACGGUCGGAAGUUAGACAGGCCUGGUGUGAAGACCAUAAACGUCUACAUUUUUGUACGGCAUGAAACGGAAACGCCAUUUUGGAUUACUUAAGUAGUGCUCUGCGCGUGGACAGAUGGUAAAACCACUGAAAAAAGUUAAACCUCAACCUGGAUCGUCGGUUUCUAAUAAACAGAGCGAAAAUAUUGACCAGCUCCGUGUGAUUGAACUGUGUCCGAACAAAUUUUUCAGCCGGUCGAAAAUUCGUCCGGUGCCUCGGUGUUCGCUUAACGUAGCCUUGAUCGAGAUUUUUUUUUUUUUCUGUUUUGCAGGAUCAAAAUGUGAAGUUGAUUCGAGAUCUCAGGCUUGAAAUUGAGCGUCUUAAAGGAAUCAUAAGGACCUCAGAGAAAACAGGAGAUCAGGUAGGUUGGUUUGAAACCGGUUGGUGGUAUAAAUUGCCUUUAGUGUAACAAUCGUUAAUUUUUUGCCUCAAGAAAACCGCGGUUACUGACACCGCGAAAGCUGCGAAAAAGCUUAGUGAAAACCAAGCCCGCGUGGAACAGCUGACAAUGGAAUGGACUGAGAAAUGGAAGGAGGCGCAAUCCAUCAUGCAGGUGGGUGGGGUUGUGACCGAAAGGAAGGUCCGGGGUAGGGUGGGGAGGACAUUUCUUCUUAAGGCUGUUUUUCACUUUCUUGAGAGUUGGCGUCCUCAGUAAUCAGAAGCGUAGAGAGUUAUGAUCUAGUCAAAGUCAGCGUUCUGAUUCCCAUUAUAAUCCGGAGCGAGCAACUUCCAUGCGCUCUUGUCGCGGCGUUUUUCACGGACCAGUUUAUUUUUAGAACGGUUUUGGCAAAAUUUUGAAUAUCUUUUAAAUUCCACAUGCCAGUCAGCAAAACUUACAGACCUAAAAAUAAUAAUAUUUUUUGCCUUUCAAUAACGUUUAAUUUAACUUUUUGAUGUCUUAUACCGCCAAAGCGCUCAUAGACAUGGUGGAGAUUCUAUUUUUGCGGAAAAAGGUGCCCUAAAAUGUAUCUAAAAAUAAACUGGUUCGUAAAAACGCCGUCACAUAGGCCUAGUAUGGGUGUUGCUUACUCCGGGUUAUUGGCUCCUGUCCGUCGCUUAUGAUUUAGUGAAAAUUACGUUGUUGGCGUCGCAAGCAGAAGCGGAAGGACUAAACCAAUUACAAAGCGUAGGUACGAACAUUGUGAUUGGUUUAUCUUUCCGCUUCUGCUUCCGACUCCGACAAUCUGGUUUUCACUAGAUCGAGGUACCCCCAUAUAAAUCCUUGUAUUUCCAACGUUAGCCAACACAGGACAGUGCCGAUGGUCGUAUUUCGAGGCAGGGCCACCUGUGUUAAAACCUACGGAUUUCAUUAAGGGGCACAAAGUACAAGCGAGGGAUCAAGAGAACCGGAAAGAGGCAGUUCUUCCUCUGCUCGUUCGCUCCUUCCUGUUUGGCAGUAACAGCUUGUUUUCACCUCUAACUGAAAAGGGACGGCCAGCAGUCUAAUGAAAUAUUUGGUUUGUUUUGCAGGAGAGCGAAUUGCAGCUCCGUCGGCAUGGCUCCCGUGCUGUUCUUGUUGAUCUUGAGCUUCCGCACUUGGUUCGCUUAGAAGAAGAUCCACUGAGAACUGAAAUAAUGCUUUAUCGUAUCAUGGUAAGUAAUUCGUCUUUGUUUUUGGUAAGAACAAAACAACACCAAGAAAUAAAAACGCUUAGCCGCGUUGGUAGAUAGCCUGCGAAAACAGCCGUCUGUCCUGGUGAAACGUCCCUAGCGGCCAGGAGAGACCAGUGCCGGAUCCAGACCUCGAGAUAAAGUGGGGGCGGUCUCCAAAAUUUUUUUUCGGUCCUUGGGGCCUCAGUUUGGUCUAAAAAUUAGUGGGGGGCGGGGCCCCUAGGCUCCUCUCCUGGAUCCGCCACUGGAGAUGGCUGUUUUCGCAGGCUAGUUGGUAGAGUGCUGGACUGUUGAGCGGGAUCUCGUUGGUCCGAUCCCCGGGGCAGGACUAACAGUCAUGGGUCUCAAAAUAACUCAGAAAUAAGAUCAAUAUACUGCCUUUACUCAGUGGUUCGUGACCACGUGGAAAUGGCUUUGUCGUUCUAGUACUUUGUGCCAAAUACAUUGACACGCGAUUUUGUUCCGUUUCGGAUAAAUUGCGAACUACAAAGCAAGAUGAUUGAAGCCUAUUCAUACUUUAGGUAAACUUGAUUUCUGCCUACACUCUUAACUGACAACCCUUCAAGACGUAAAUUACCCUAAAACGAGCACCUGCCGUUUUUCAACAAAAUAUCAUUUGUGUCUUUUAUUGCCCACAGCCUGGUAAAACGCAUAUCGGACUAGAAAACGCUCCAAACCCUCAAGACAUUGGUAAGUCUGCUCGAACAUGCAGAGAUUGAUUCUUUUCUUUUCAAAAGACCUCCUUAAAACUCACACCUACAGUUGGACCCUGCUGUUCUUUAGGCCGUCUUUUAAAAAAAAUACGUACAAAUACAACAUAACAAGGCUGAAACACCCAAAUGGCAGGAGCCAACCAGUUGGCUAUUUACAAGCGUGGCUGAGGAUUUAAACUCGGGAUUACCGAGAAAAAAUCCAGCAUGUGGCCAGAGCGGGAUUCGAACCCGGAACCGCCGGAUUGCGAGUCCGAAGCGCUGACCACUCGGCCACGCUACCUCAUCCUAAGAACUGCUCCUCUCUGUAAGGCGGCACCUAUCAAAGGCGGGCCGCACUAAGUGUUACCCUCACCGAUGUUCUUUUAAGAGAGAGAGAGAAUUUAAUUUUAUUUCUCUUCUUUUAACGCUGUUAUACGUUUAAUACACGUAGAGAGUUAAAGUGGGCGCCAGGUCAACUGGAGAUGUAAUUAAAACAUUCUGUAGUCAAAGUGUCGGCUUUUCAGUGAUCGAGAGAGACAAGAACGUCACGUGAGUAAUGUUUUAUCGUAUUGUAUUUACAGUUCUUGAGGGCGAAGAGGUCGAAAAGGAACACUGCUUUUUGGAAUUUACUAAAGGAAAAGGAGUCUCUCUCUUGCCGAUUUCUCCACGGUGUUGGGUAAACGGAGUGGCCAUAUCUCAGUCCACCAAACUCAAUCAAGGUACACUGCUUCUUUAGAUGUACUGCUAAAGACUUGCACAAGACCAAAAACAAUGUUAGAGCGGUUUUCAUUUGAGUGUCGAAAAGUAAUUGGUUUUGCACUUUCUACACGAUGCGAUUGGCUUAAAAGAUUCGCGCCACCUUUUCAUCCAAUCAGAAGUAAAACCAAAGCCAAUUGUGACACUUUGCGUCAGCCACAUGUAAUUACUUCGAGUUUUGAUUGGUUCAAUGUAUUGUCUGUGUCCUAUGUGAUUGGCCAGAGUAAUUACUUUGGUUUUGGUUUUACGACACUCAAACGAAAACCACUCUAUCACAGGUCAGCAAUCAGGACCUUGGGGUCCUUAAUGGCUCUUGCCCACCUUUACUUUCACAUUGCCGAUCAGGGCGUCGGAUUUUAGCCACAAGACUAGAAUAACAAGACACAACCACAUGCUAACCAUGGGAAAACUUGCAAGCAGUACUAUGGAUCGGAUUCCUUUUUUAAUUCAUAGUGCUUUAUUGUCACACAGAUUCAGAUUCAUACAAGCGGCGCCAAGAUCAAGAAAAUAUAUCGCCCAGCUCGUACUGAUUAGAGCACGUUGCACUUGCGACGACGAACCCAGACUUACACGUAAUGAAACGUGUUCAAAGUGUGGACUUGGCCUAAUGAGAUUUGCUUUUUCUUGUUCGUAGGUGAUGUUAUCGUCCUUGGCAAGAGUGAUGUUUUCAAGUUCAACUAUCCAACCGAGGCGGCAAAACUCAGAGAGAAGAGACGAUCAGGAUUGUUCGGCAUGGUACGUUUUGUUGUUGAAAUGUCUUUGUUCGCAUAGAGGUAAAAUCUACAAAUCGACACUGUUGAUAGUCUUUAUGUCUUAAAAAUAAAGAGAGAAAUAAUCAAACACACUCGAAACCUUUGGUUACGUUCCUUUUCUUUCCAGGAAUCCACAGAGUCGUUGACUAAUUUGCAUAUCUCCCCGGUCCGAGGCAGCCAUGGGGACCUGAGUAUGAGAUCUGAUUCCUCGUCUCCCAUGACGUUCGACUCUGGGUAAGCCUGCACUAUGCACACAUUCUCUUCUUUUUUCUUUAAGUGACUUUUUUUUUUUAAAGUUCCUUGAUGUUUUUUGUUAUCCUUUUUGUUAACUUUCGCAGGGUUGAAGUGGAUGUUCCAGUUUCUGGCGAAACUUUGGAGGAAGUCAUGUAAGUGCAAGGCGUUUCUGGAAACGUUUAAAUGCAACGCGUAGAUCGUCAUCUUUUGAUGUGUUUAAUAAUCCUUUCCAUUAAAUAGUUUACUUUCUGAUUCUUUCCGCAGGCAUCAAGUGUCGGAUUUGAUCGCUAAGCACAAAGAAGCUGAAGUAAGACGACUAGAGAUCGAAAAAGCUUUCCAGACAGAAAUUGACAGUAAACAAAACGAAAUCGACGCACAGAAAGAUUACAUACAAAAUUUACGCGAGGGGCACGAGACUAAGUCACAAGAAGCAAGGCAGGAACUUGAGCUAGUUCGCUUAAACAUGGACAAGAAACACGAGGAUGCUAAAAGCGAAAUUGAGCAACAGCUGGAAGAAUUGUUUGAGAUGAAAUAUAGACAUGAAAAAAAUGUACAAGAAUCUGCCGAGGAAAUUGCGAAGGAGAGAGAGGAGGUUGCGAGGUUUAUGGAGGGAGAGUGGCAGAAGGUCAUACAAUAUGAGACGAAACUUGCGGAGAUUGAGCUUCAGAGACGUAAGGCUUUGGUCGAAGCAGAGAUUGAACGGGAGAGGCAGGGAGAGCAGCAUACUUUUGUGCGAGACAGAGACUUGAAAGAAAUUGAAGAUGAACAGGUUAGGUUGUUAGAAAUGCGAGAAAAUCUUGAAACAGCAAAGGUGCAAGCGGAAAAGCGGUUAAACGAGGAUAAAUCAACGCUCGAGCACACGAUUAAGAAAGAUCUGAGUGAACUGGAAGAGGUUGAAAAGAAAAUUAAGUUGCUAGAGGAAAAGCACGAUCAAUACUUGGAAUAUUUCAGCUCUAUGGAACAUUCCCCAGGUGGCGCAGAGGAUGAGCAAAGCUUGGGAGAGGCCGAUACAAUGACAAAUUUAGAUUUCAGCGAGAAGCGGAGGCGCAUCUCAGAUGUAGGUCCACCAAGGGGUCAACCAGUUGCAUUUGAUCUGCGAACUUCCCGACCAUUUAGCUGGAAUUUCACUGAAUCCAGCCAAUAUUCUUCUGAUUCGGAAGGAGUUGAAGAGGUUCUUGCGCAACAGCUACAUAGCUUGACGACAUUUAAAAUGGAAAAAGAAGAAAUGAUUGAGAAAACGCGAGGUGCUUUAGCAGAGCAGAUAACGAACGUGGAAUUUUACGGCCAACAAAUCUUGGAAAAUGAAGAGAAAAUUACGCAGCUGGAAGAACGCUUUAAAGCAACGCGGCAGCAGCACGCUGAGAAAAUUCGUUUGUGUUUGGCAAACUUAAAAAAUAAGGAGGAAGACGAAAUAAGCGUCAUAGACCAAGAACGCGAAAAAUACAGGGAGCUUUUAAUGAAGGAAUACGGCGAGAUUGAGAAUUUAAUUGUGGAGACGUUUGAGACAGAGAAUUCUGGUGCCGAUUCAGGCGUUUUGUCAGAAGACGAAGAAAUAAACUUCUCAGGCGAGAGGGAGAGGAAAAAGGGGGAAGUUCUUGGAUUGGUGAAAAGCAGGUUGACUACUAUAGGUUCAGAAAACGAUGAUUUAUUCCUUGAGUAUGUUGCUAAACGUGCCCAUUUUGAGAAAGAUGAAGAACGAGUCCAUGAACAACAAAGACGCAUCUCAGACCACAUGUUAGAUGGAGCUAAAGAAAAAGAAAUUGCAAUUCUUAAACUUUCAGGGCAGAAGGAGAGAUUUCAUGUGGAAAGAGCGAGGGAGCGAAGGUUAAUAAAUGCCAGAAUAAAGCGGCUUUCUCGUGUGAAGUCGUCUGGUGAUCUUCAUAGCGAAGAAAUGUUGGAGUUUUUCAAGGAGGAGGCAAGAAAACUCCGAGAGGCGUUUGAGAAAGUCGAUGACAGUGAGAGCAGGUAAGAUUUCUUGUGAUGUUUAAAACAUUUUAUCGUCUUUUAGCCAACAUACAGACGUCUCCGUUUGCGUCAGUUAGACUACUGCUCGUAGAAAUAGGUAGAGCAGAGUUCUUCUGUAGUCGAAUUCCAAUGAAGAAAUGUGCAAAUUUAAAGAGAGAAAUGACAAUUCGUCGUCGUUUGUUUACGUUCUCGAUGAAAAGUGAACUGAUUAGGCUUUUUCACGUCUUAUUCGUGCAGUGGCGGCAAAGAAAUGUGCUAAACAAGUCUGCUACACGUGUAAAUUUGUUGGUGCUGGAUUGCUUUCUUGACCUUUUCGUUGCCUUCGCCGUCGUGAUAUCGGAAACCGGUCGUUUCGAAACAAAGAUUUCGAUCACUUCAAGUUAAGUUUGCAAUUGAACAAGAAAAGCAUUUUGGGUGAAUAUAUUUCGCUCUUUAAGCCAAGUACGUAAAACUAUUUACACCUCGAAGGAAUUAACCUGCAUCGAAACGACCGUUAACCGUGAUAGUAUCUGCCAUAUCCGCUUAAAUUCCCUAAUCUCACUUCAUUCACUUCAGCCUUCGGUUGGUUUUCUGGGAGUCCUUGACUUUGAUUGUACAGUCAUGUCACCUUUCCAGUAUAACUUGGUGGUGGUUUUAUAAAUUUUCCCAGGCUUCUAUAUGAGCGGCGGGAAAGAGAAAACAUCAAUCUACAGCUGGAGGAAGCGCGCGCUAAGCUUCGGACCAGCGAGGAAGACAGAGAGGAUUGCCUGGACAAACUUAAGGAUCUAGAAAAUCAAAAACUUCAGAAGGAGAAGGAAAUCCUUGAAUUGAAAGAGAAAAUGGAAGAAGAAAAACAGAGAUAUGUUGAAAACCUCAAGUAAGAUUCUAUUUUUGUUGAAGUAAGUAGACACGUUAGUCUGAUUUUCAACAGUCUUAGGUCUCUCGUUUAAACUCCCUGUUCUCUCAUUAUUAUGGCUCACCGCUUGCGAGCGAUAUCAUUGGCUUAAAAUAAACAGUUUGUAUGAUGGCUUCAGGAACAAGAUCUCGAAUUAAGUCAUCAGAUGAGAGACAGGAAGAAAUUUAAGUAACUGACCUCGGCCAUCUUCGGAGACCCAGGGGCAGAUAGUGGGGGCGAGGGAAAGUCUAAACGGGCGGAAAAAUAUGGCACGAAGAAAAGUAAAGAACGGCAAGAAGAGUCCCUGGGGACAAUGUCUUACCAGACCAGUUCCAAACUGUCGCCGCCGUUCUGCCUUCUGGUUGGGCAGAAAAACACAAAAGUUUUCUGGCACCAAUCAGAAGUCAGAACGGCGGCGACCGUUUGGAACUGGUCUGGUAAGACAUUGUCCCCAGGGGCUCUUCUCGUCGUUCUUUACUUUUCUCGGUGCCAUAUUUUUCCGCCCGUUUAGACUUUCCCUCGCUCCCACUAUCUGCCCCUGGGUCUCCGAGGAUGGACCUCGGCAAGUUCGAAAGAUUUUGUAUUGUCUUUCUAACGUUUUCGUGUUUUGUUUUCUUUCCAGGAUAGGAGAUUACGAGGUUAUUGAGAAACCUCUUGGUAAGUUACAUUUUUGCAAACUUUGAAACUUAGUGACUAAAAGGAGGCCUUUAUUCUCAGACUUUGUCGUGUCCUGUUUGUUUGCAGUCAAUCGGCUUCACAUAAAGUUCCGUGUCCUUGGAAACCACGCCGCCGCAGAGGUUCUUAAAGAGGCACUACUUGUUUCCAGUCUCCCCGAGAUGAUCAGGUCGAUUCCAGUCUCCUCUCCUCAUCCAGUGUCCGAGGAUUCGUCUCACGGUGGCUGGAUGUAAGGAUCAUUUGUUUGUUCCGUUUGUUUUGUUGUGUUGUUUGUUUGUUUCAGAGCGUUGAGAGUUUUUUUAUUGCUUAGUAUCUACUGUUGGUAAUGGUCAUUAUUAGAUUCUCAGACGGGGACGAUUAUUAGAUCGAGAUUUUUUCAGUGCGAAGUAUUGCUGUCACGUGAACCAGCGUCAUUUUGGCGGGCAAACGCGUUAGUCGCCGUCAUUCUACGACGGGUUUUAGCGAAAAUGUCGUAGUGACGGAAACAAGUUUUCAAUUUGCUAUCAUUUUGCGACUGGGGCAGGGCUUAACCUCCUUUAAUAAAAGUAAACUAUUCUGUUAACUAUUCUGGUGAACAAAAAUAGUAAAAUAAAGCUUUCCGGGGUGUAUAUUCUUUGAGAGUACGCGAAAAAAUCUUGAAGUCAAAUCUCGUUCUCGAAUCUAAAGGUCUCUAAUUCCUGUAUCCCCAGAAACAAACAUCAGUCAGAGUAGCUGUAUCUAAAGUAAACUGUCAGAACUGCACAGACAGUCAAUAAACCAUUAACCAGUCAGUUCGCAGGGGAGAAGCAGUUAUAUGUAGUUGUCGCGAGGCGCGGGAAAACGCCGGUGAACAAGUCGACUAGUUUGGGUUUUAUUCCUGAUUGGUCAGUCAGAGUAAGAAAAGAAAUUCACUCGUGCGAGAGAGACAAGACAGGUUUAACUUCUGAUUGGUUGAUUGAGAAAGCGCGAGAUUUUUCCGCAGCCAAUCACAAAGCGUAGCUGUAAAUUUAACCUGCCUUGCAGCCGGACUUGUCAAUCAAGACCUAAAUAGAGAACUCGAUAAAGUUUACUGUAUAUUUACACCGUCCUUUUUGUAAUCAUUGCUAUGUUGCACUCGUAGGUUUCAUAGCAUUCAGAGGGAUGUUACAAUAGCGAGGAAACGACAAGAAGGACCUGCUGGUUUUCUGCACUGGUAAGAUAAGCGAAUUAAAACGCACUACAAAAAAAUAAAUAACAUCGUUAGUAAGGAAAGAGAAACGAGAGGAAUUAUUCCAGGCCGAAUUUUACUGCACCGAUUAAAGUCCCUCUUAAGUACACUUUGGUAAAAAAAAAAAAGAAAAAGAAAAAUUCACAAUUUCCCCAAAAAUUCGCGUGGGGACAAGGUUGUUGUGUUGCGAACUCCAUCAGUGGUAGUCAGACAUCUUGUUCUCAAGUAGACACGAGCUGUCCAGUUUAUUCCCAUAUUUUUCGUAAAACGAUCCCGUAUUAAACCGCUGCCUGGUUAUCUCAGUUGGUAGAGCGCCGUUCUACUGAGCGGGAGGUCGCGGGUUCGAACCCCCGCCGAACCAACACCCAGGGUCUUUAAAUAACUGAGAAGAAAAAGCUGCCUUUGUAAUGACAUCUGCAAACGGUUAGACUUUCUAGUCUUCUCGGAUAAGGACGAAACACCGCAGGUUCCGUCUCACAGCACUUACACUUAUCUGGUUCUUGUGGGACAUAAAAGAACCCACACCACUGUUCGAUAAGAGUAGGGGACGUAGACCCCGGUGAUGUGGCCAAUUUUCACACAUCAGUCACAUCAUGGGUUGGGUGGAUACAGUAAGCUCAUAAAUGGACUGAGAGCGGCUGCCAGUGGCGCCUUUGUAUGCUGAUGUCCAAGCUUACUGUUCACAUGUUAAUGUACAUUGUAAGAGGGCACUUCUGUUGUCCUCUCAUCCAUGACUCCUUCCUUCCUUCCUAUUAAUACGACACUUAAAGCGGUUAAAACAGGUUUCACUGAAUAAAGCUACUCUUUAUCUUCUGUUAGUUUCAUGGGUCGAGGAAUCGUUGAAGCAUCACCACUGACUGUAUGGGAGGCUGUCAAGAACCCACUAUCCAGAUAUAUUUAUGACAAUAUGCUCAAGGUACUGUCGUUUAUCUAUUUUCACAAGCGGAUGGGACGUAAUGCUAAGACUUCCAUGUCGUCGUCAGAACUCAAGGCGCGAGAAGCCAGGGUACGAGCAUUUAGCAGAAAGAAACGCGAUUGUUGGUGUUUGGGUGAAAUACGUCAUAGAACGUCCGCGAUCUUCCGGCCCCAGAGCCGGUCGUUUCGUUAAGUCCUAUUGCCGCUUUGGAGAAAAGCAUGUUUAGAAAUGCCACGGGGUAUAUUGCGAGCGCUCAACUCGACAAAAGGGAAACUUAUGUUACUUUUUAUACCAUUCUAUAUCAUUGACCACCGCAAAGUUAUGACCGAACUGCAAAGAAUUUACAGCUAAUCAAAUCAAUGACUUUUCGGUCUUUUUGUAUAGACGUGCGGCAUUAAAGUAGGUGAGAAAACGUUAAUUGAAAUUGAGCUUACCUGUUACAGUUUGUCCCAACCGACUUUGUUCUUUCAAACACCAUUAAAGAUGCUUUUACUCUAUAUUUGAGAUAAUUAUACCCUGUGUUUGUUUUCCAUUUUCCUGCAGAAAAUAAAUAUUGUAGAGCAUGUCGAAGAAGGACUUAAAAUUGGUAAGUGACUGGUUAUCGACAGGAAUCCUCAUUUAGUUAAUCAGCCCUUAACUGAUUGUUUUCCCACCAGUGUCUGUCGUUCCGCUUCCCGUUCCAAUGUCAUCCCUUUCCUUCCAGUCCAUUAUAAGGAUAUACCCCCCGAGACAUAGCUCAUUUCGCCCCAUCUAAGGUAAUUAACAAUUAUUCUUCGAGCCCGAAUGGGCUCUGAGUCAACAGCCCAGAAGGACGAAGGCCAAAUGGGCUAUCGACUCAGGGGUCAUGAGGGCGAGGGGAAUAAUUGUUUUAGUAAAAUCCAACUAGUUUGUCAAAAAUAUCGAGACAAAACAACUUAAGCUAGCAAAACGCGAUUCAGCCGCCAUUAUUUUGGUUUUCAAAGCCGGCGCUUUUCGCUACUAGUGGGCUAUAAUAUAUAGUCCAGUAGUAGCUCAACCAAUCAGAACGCAGCAUUGAUGAUAGACCUCUAGUUUGAUUUUACUAAUCUAAGAUAGUCUUGGAACCUGGAUUCCAGGCACUGGACUCCGGAUUCCUUAAGCUGAAUUCUGGAUUCUAAGCUCAGGAUUCCGUAUUCCACAAGCAAAAAUUUCCCGGAUUCCUGAAUCCGGAUUACCUUUUAUGGGCAACUUAUUAUGUUUCUUUCUAUUUUAGUGUACAUGCUUCACGAGACAUCGCAGUGCUUCAUGACUCACUCACGUGAUUUUUGUUACGUAAGCAAAGAACGUAUUGAGGUGAGUAAAUGUGGUAUUUGCCCACCUACCCCUCCCCCUAACCCUGAUUUUGCGUGAGUGAGUGAGUGAGUGAGAAGUUAGUUUUAAGAAACGGUCCAGAUAAGAACGAGGGCAACAACGGCAACGAACAUGUUGGAAUGCAAAAAAGGUGCUAACUUUUCUAUUGUCUGUACUUACUUCUGAUUGGCUUAAACAGCAAAAGUUAACAAAACUUCAUAAAGCAGUACAUAUAUUCAUCCUUACUUUCCAACCAUCUUCCAUAUAACAAAAUCUGGUCUCAGUUUGAAUUAAAAAGAAAUCCUAUGUGGGGAACAUGUAAAAUUGUAAACUUUUCGUGGCUAUUGUUUUCAACUCUUGUGAUUGGUCAAAAUCUUUUAACACAAAAAAACAAUCUUUCAAAGUGGAGUGUAAAUGCAUUUUAUUGCGUAAACGGCCUUCGUGUAGGUUUAUGCGUUCUCUGUGUAAAAAUUAGAACAUGUGGGGAAAGCACCGUUGCCGCAUAACAAAAGAAAUUGCUAUCCACCUAACCGGGAUCAUUACUUAACAUUGGUUUAGGGGAGGGGUAGGUGAGUAAUUUCCUCCGAACCUUUUACUUAUCCGGUAUCUGUUUACGAUUUCGCGGAUUGCAAUCCUUGUUUAACACGAACGUUUCUUUUUCAUUUAAGCUUCUGUUCAUAAAAAAGCUUUAAGUUGUCCUAACUCACUGUGUUUUCUCCGCUAUUCUAGGGCGAAAAGUAUGUCCUUGCAUCUCAGUCAAUCGAACAUCCCAAAUGUCCACUGUCGCCUUCAAUUAUUCGUGGCCAGGUUAGUAAGUCCAAGACCAAAGGGGUUGUAGGCACGUGGUACAUGAUUGAUAUGUACACUGAGUCGAACCUCCAUGUGCGACUACCUCUCAUAAGCGACCACCUCCCAUAAACGACCACCUUCCAUACGCCUUACAAUUGGAACCUCUAGUAAACGGCCACCUCCUGUAAGCAACGGCGACCACCUUUUGGGCCUGACGGUUAAUGAUUUUUUAUUGUUUUUAACCUCUUGUAAGCGACUACUUGACGCAUUCUCUGAUCUCUAUGUUUGCUUUGUGCACUAUGCUGCUUAGAAUAUACGAAGAACUUUAGUGACAACAUGGAACUACACAUGUCGUAACUUAGACAUUGCAUGCAAUAAAUUAUCUUCCAUAAAGCAGAUGUGCCUGGACCUCUUCUCGGAAGAGGUAUCUCGUGGUUCGAUUCCUGUAAACGACCAUCUCCCGUAAGCGACCACUCAGUCGUUGCAUUUUGGGUGGUCGCUUACAGGAUGGACGGUAUGUUCGACUGUAUUUUCUUCUCUAAUUCGUCACUUUAGAAACGAUAAGGAAUCUAGGCCGUGUGAUCUCUCGCAAUGACUUCUGGGACUAUUAGUGAUCCCGGAAACAAUUGCGGGACGCAUUUCGGCUCUAGUUCCUUUCUCGUUUCUAAAGUGGCGAAUUUCGUCUGUUCGAGUCUGUGGUACCAAUUUUACUUCCUUUGUCUUGGAAUAAGGCAAUGUAUGUAAAGGGUUCGAGAAGGAAAAUAAGUCAAAAAGGAUAAAAUUGAACCAAAACACAGUCACGUAACAUUUUCUCGUCAUCUAAGUUUUCUCUCUCGUUUUCCCAUAGAUUAUUUCCAGUGGAUGGAUUGUCGAGCCGAUACAAGUUGAUGGCAAAGAUUGUUCUCUUGUGUGGUACAUCACCAAGGUAAUUAUAUAUGUGCAUUGAAUAAAAGGUUAAGACAAAGUCAGAAUUCGACGACAUUCGCCACUUGCACAUCUGCCACAAUGCACCUUGUUUGUCCCCGAGAAUUUUGUAUAGCCUUUGUUUUGUAAGUCUUGGUUUUGUUUUCUCGUAGGUACAUCUAGGCUCAUCAUCUCUUCCGUGGAGGUUAAUCGAUCUGCUAUCCAAAAGACAGCCCCUCAGUAUUGCUUAUCUACGGAGUUAUCUCACACCACCUUAAGUAAAGGGAGGUUUAUUCGUGUGCUGUCAAAACGAACAGUCACUUGCGCACCUACGUACAAAACUACAUGAGUUUUAUUUUAAAGGAACUUCACCUGUUUUUCAGCUAUUCAUUGUCCCGUGCAAAGAAGUAGUCUACACGGAAACGCUCAAUCGCUUUCGUAAUUCAAGGGACGAAUGGUUUAACAUUUCCUUUUUGACAUGAACGUCAGUCAGUGCAUUCUGAUUGACUGGAACAUGUAAAUAUGUUUGAGGUGGCUGUACACAGUUUUGGCAGUUUGUGAGUAUAUGUCAUUUGCCAAAUCGUGGCAAGAGAAAGGUUGCAGCUCACAAGCUGAAACUUGGCGAGUGAAAAAUACACUGUUGAAAGAUUUUGAUUGACAGGUAAAAUUUGACGUUUUUGUAGUUUUCAUGGCAACACGAACGAUUGAAUACAACCUUAAAAUUUCACUUUUGCUCAGUUUACGUAAAACUUUUCCCAUAAACUUGCACACAGCUUACUAUAAUUAAUCAUUACCAUUUGAAACUCAUUUGACCAAAUUUUGACAGACGGGUUUUUAGAUAAUCAAUAAUACAAUUGUGCUGAAAUUAUUAAAUCUGUCACGAAAUUCGUCUGUUCAACUUCCAUUUUAAAGUUCUCAUUAUUUAAAAUAAAAAUUCUGCCAAAUAUCACAAAAUUCUAAUGAGCAGGUUUUGGGAAAUCGUCUUCUGUGUACCAUUGCUUUUUUCGCCAUAUUUAUUGGUUUAAUUUAAAACACGCGCCGUCACGCGAGUUACGGCAGACCGCCCGCAAAUCUGUGUUCAGCCACCUUAAGCAAGUCAUCGAACAUCUGACAAACGAAUGCCAACUGGAAAUCGCUUCGUAGAAUAUAAUUUUUUUAGAGUUAAGUUGCUUUAUUAUAGGAAGGAAAGAGAAUUCGUCCAUUCACUCUUAAAAGAUAACCGAAAAUAGUUUUUGAACCUCUCAUUAAGGUAUCUAAGCGACUAUUGCAUAAAGUUUUCUUUUACGUUUAUGUUAGCAUGUUAUUUACAUAGGAAAAGAUAUAUUAGGAAUAUAACGCAAUGGUUAAUUUAUAUAACUUAAUAGAUAAUUUAAUUGGGAAUUUUAAAUCAUUUUAGCAAAGUUCGUUCAUAUUUUCCUGGCGCGCACUCAAUGUUUUUAUCGCUAGCGUUGGUCAAAAUGAAUUAAAACGUUUUCGUGUUCAGGGUAUUUGAUGCCCUAAAAAAUUCAGUAUAUAGUUAAAAGUGUAGUGGUGUGAAUUGGUCACUAAAUUUGAAGAAAACCUCGUAUUUGAACUGAAAGUUAAAAAAAAUGUAGAAUAUUUUGCAAAAUUUAAAGAGAUUUAAUUUAAUAGUAAGAAAACAGUGGGUUUAUUAAGAGUUAAUGGUAUGUUUCCUAAGUUGGAAUCGGGUAAAAUACUUAAAUGUUUGUGCAUGGUUUAUACUGAAAGGCGUCUUCUUCGGAUAACAGUUUUAAUAUAAAAAAGAUUUGCUUCUGUGAUCGACUUUAUCAGCUGACUUAUUUGCCGAGUAAGCCAUCAACCUCGUUUGCGCCCGUUUUUGAACCAAAGAAUAUUUAAUCGCUUGCUCAAUUGUCAACUGUAGUAAUAAUUAUUGUUAUCAUAAACCUAUAGACUGGAGGUGAACAAUGGUAGAUAUUCGCGGUGUAAUUGUGUAAUUAAUAUCUAUCCACCCGAAUCUUUAACUUAUCUUCUAACACUGAUUUUAACGCAUAGAUAUGAAAAAUCUUGCGUGAUAUUCCUUCUGGUGUACGAGAAUGUUGCUCGGAGAUAAAUUAACAAAUGCUUCUCACCAGUCAGUCACAGAUCUCAUGAAACAAUAUUUACUUGUGUGAGAUAUAUACUAGCAAAUGAUAGUUUUGAUAAUCCAAAGUCGGUAUAUUUAAUAUCAAACUACCAAGUGUUUUUGGAAUUUUCUAUACUUAAAAUUAGAGCAAACUAGUUUCGUUGGUGAUCAAAAUUUAUACCAUAGUUUUUCGAAAUACAUUUCGCUCUGGAACAUUCUUUGGGAAAAUAAACUUAAAAG
Porites evermanni is the source of this 28050-nucleotide messenger RNA. The record is from the annotation of a GenBank genome assembly. Lineage: Eukaryota; Metazoa; Cnidaria; Anthozoa; Scleractinia; Poritidae.